Molecule: messenger RNA, 2711 nt
Organism: Nanorana parkeri
Lineage: Eukaryota; Metazoa; Chordata; Amphibia; Anura; Dicroglossidae
Gene: CREB1
Product: cAMP responsive element binding protein 1
Exons: 8
Coding region: 217-1200 (327 amino acids)
Biological process (GO): regulation of transcription by RNA polymerase II
Cellular component (GO): ATF4-CREB1 transcription factor complex; nucleus
Molecular function (GO): protein binding; cAMP response element binding; DNA-binding transcription factor activity, RNA polymerase II-specific
Source: RefSeq, a predicted model, not a curated record
CGCCGCGCCUGGUGGAGAUUGGAAAAAAAAAAAAAAAAGAGAAGAAGCCGCCCAGCAGAGGAAGGAGAGAGAGGAGCAAGCUACACAGUGACGCGGCGGAGGUGUAGUUUGACGCGGUGUGUUACGUGGUGGGGAAGAGAAUAAAAAAAGCCCAGCGAGAUCCCAGCCGCGAACGAAAGCAGUGACGGAGGAGAGGCAGUGUAACCCGGUAACUAAAUGACCAUGGAAUCUGGUGCAGAGACUCAGCAGGGCGGAGAUGCGGCUGUUACGGAAGCAGAAGCCCAACAGAUGACUAUACAGACUCAUCCACAGAUGGCAACACUAGCACAGGUUUCCAUGGCAGCUGCACAUGCAACAUCAUCGCCCCCCACGGUGACUUUGGUACAACUUCCUAACGGACAGACAGUUCAAGUACAUGGGGUUAUUCAAGCUGCACAGCCAUCUGUCAUCCAGUCACCACAAGUGCAGACAGUACAAAUAUCCACAAUUGCAGAGAGUGAAGACUCCCAGGAAUCAGUUGAUAGUGUUACAGACUCACAGAAACGCAGAGAAAUUUUGUCAAGAAGACCAUCAUACAGGAAAAUUUUAAAUGACCUUUCUUCGGAUGCACCUGGGGUUCCAAGAAUUGAAGAAGAAAAAUCUGAAGAGGAGAAUUCUGCUCCUGCCAUUACAACAGUAACAGUACCGACACCCAUUUACCAAACCAGCAGUGGCCAGUACAUUGCCAUUACUCAGGGAGGAGCAAUACAACUAGCGAACAAUGGUACAGAUGGCGUUCAGGGGCUUCAGACCUUAACAAUGGCAAACACAACAACAACUCAGCCUGGAACUACAAUCUUGCAGUAUGCACAGACAACAGAUGGACAGCAAAUACUUGUUCCCAGCAACCAAGUUGUUGUUCAAGCUGCCUCUGGAGAUGUACAAACUUACCAGAUUCGCACAGCACCAACCAGCACAAUUGCACCCGGAGUUGUCAUGGCAUCCUCUCCGGCACUCCCUGCCCAGCCAGCUGAAGAGGCAGCGCGUAAAAGGGAAGUGAGGCUUAUGAAGAACAGGGAAGCAGCACGAGAAUGUCGUCGGAAAAAGAAAGAAUAUGUCAAAUGCCUGGAGAACAGAGUUGCUGUCCUCGAAAAUCAAAACAAGACAUUGAUUGAAGAACUGAAAGCACUUAAAGACCUUUAUUGCCAUAAAUCUGACUAAUGGGGCAGUUGUAUUUAGGAUUAUUUGUCCCCAAUGAGGAGAAACUGGUUUUCCCGCAACCAGAUAAACAUUUUUUUUAUUUUCUAUAUUUCUCCUUUUUCGCAAAACUGCCUGACCCGCAACGAAAGGAUUUCAUUCAUCUGUGCUUUCGCGUUUAAACUGUGAAUGCAUCUUGCUCCUGCCUCCGAACCCAAGUGAGUUAAUGACAUCUUUCAGUCUCCAAGAUCAAGAACAACUUUACGAAUAUUAUUUUUUAAUCAUACCUUUUUACUUGCUUUUCUGCUUUAGCCCUCUUAUAUUUGCUAAGCACUGUUAGUGCAGGGAGAGCUUGUAUAUAUGACGCAUUUGGGCUCCUCUCACUGAAGUUUCUAUUAGUACAACUGUAUACUGUACUUUUGUGACUGGUAACAGAAGCUGCCCUGCUCUACCUACCGUGUUUACUCCAUUAUCAUUGUCCCCGGAGUAGAAAGUUUGGAUGAUGCGGAAAAUGGGAAUUAAAAAAGCAACUGAACCCCAUGUGUCAAAACGACCACCAAGCAUUUGGAACAAAACCAUGUGCUGUUCUUCGGUGCAGUCAGGUGUCUUAGGGGAAUUUAAUUCACUUGUGUUUUGUUUUUUGUUGUUUUUUUUUUAUUUUAUUUUUUUACUUGGACUAUUAUGCCGAGCCAGCUACCACUCAAUUUCAAUAUAGUACAUGGCGCCCAGAAAUUCUUCAACAAACCUUGAAAAGGAUGUCUUUUCUAAGCACACUGAGGUACAAGUGAAAUGUUCUAAAGGACUCAAUGGUCUAAAGAGGAAAAAAAAACUUUAAAGCACUCCUCAUUGCAUCUUCAUUGUAUUAAUUUGCAACAAUUGCAUACCUACAUUUCUAAAGAGGAAUGCAUCAUUUGGACAACCCACAAAUUACCAAAGCUCUGUGGGCAUCGAUUGUUUCUCUGUACCGUACCUCUUAAAUGUCAAAACCCUAUCACCAGCACCCUUUUUGUGGAUAAUUUGGCUCCACAUAUGUAUUUAUGAGGAGAAACAAGCUUUGUUUUGUUUCCUUUUCUUCACUCCCUGUGCUUGGAUUUGGAAAUUGAAAUUGUGCAACAUGGGCUUUUAUUCACUUUUAAAAAUGGUCAUAUAGUUAAGAGCCUGGUUGCACUUAAUAGUUGUGUGGCCAUUGGUUUCUUUUUUUGCCUCUACACACAGCUACAUUUAAAAACAGCUUACUUUGUGUUUGGGAUUUGUUGGUCUUGUAAAAUAUUUUAUGUUGAGUAGAAUUAUCCUGUACUAUUUGAAAUACAUUUUGUAUUUUAAAACUAUGAUGUAUUGUUUGCAUCAGAACAUUUUUUUUUACUUUGUGUGUGUGUAAGAUUUAUUUUGUGCUUGUGUGCUGUUGGCUAUUGUAUAUACCCUAUUUUACAUUUUACACAUGUAUCUAUAUAAAUUUAAUAUCUGCACAGUCAUACAUUUUAAAGAAAAUUAUAAUGCUAUUUUUUUCCAAAUUCUGAGCUAUCCCAAGAAGCUGA